This is a messenger RNA of Laetiporus sulphureus 93-53, 825 nucleotides long. RefSeq lists its product as uncharacterized. Bases 1 to 825 code for a protein of 274 amino acids. The record is from RefSeq and is a predicted model, not a curated record. The transcript is spliced from 5 exons. NCBI's taxonomy places the organism in Eukaryota, Fungi, Basidiomycota, Agaricomycetes, Polyporales, Laetiporaceae.
AUGCCCGUUCUGGCCAAUGCGAGGAGAAGUAAGGACAGAUCGACAAGACAUGUCCGGCCAGACAACAUGGUUGUCCUCGAGAAGGACGAGACCGUGUCAAGGGAGGAGCCGAUCUGCAAGCCUCUGACAGCGUCAGCCAUUAUUGCUGUUCGUUCACUACGAUUUCCGACUGACACUCUCGUGGAAAACUGCAAAAGCCCCGGCAUCCUCGCGACGUCGGAUAUACAUCGUCAUAUCUUCCUUGGGUCAGCUGCUGUAUUCUGGGUCUUAUGUCUCUCGCUAUCAACGCGGCGGCUCGUCCAUCGUUUCUUCAUCUGGGUCAAUCGUCGUCUCCUGGGUCUUACGGUUCCUCGCUACAGCGGCCGGUCCGCUCUGCUUUCGCAAGCUAUUCGGUUCCUCUGUCUCACGGCUCUCUUAUCCUUAUUUAUUGGUGGUGAUCUGGGAGGAUACGCUGGUCGUCCAUUCUCGCAGUCAUCACGUCGAGGACCUCCUCGGCUUCCAUCGGCUCGCCUAGGAGGGCGAAGAAGGGAUGAGGUUGGGGAGAGUGGUCAAAGACUUGGAGAAGAACUCCAAGCAUCACGGGAAGCUAAGGAAGGGAAGGAUGUGUCAUGGAGUUUGGCGUUGGCCUUUGACGUCGGAAAGAGUGAAGGUUUGGAGAGCGUGGUUGAGGGUUCAAGCUGGUACUUGACACGUGGCUUAAUUCAUGGCGCAGGACGACGUUGCGUACUCGAAGUUCAAGCUCAAGCACCAGCCUCCCAGCAAGAGCACAAAAUGCUGACUAGCCAGACGAGAAAGAAUCAUGUCGCAAGCAGGCGAAUAAGAUAA